Molecule: messenger RNA, 1968 nt
Organism: Psammomys obesus (fat sand rat)
Lineage: Eukaryota; Metazoa; Chordata; Mammalia; Rodentia; Muridae
Gene: Mad2l2
Product: mitotic arrest deficient 2 like 2
Exons: 9
Coding region: 1035-1670 (211 amino acids)
Cellular component (GO): zeta DNA polymerase complex
Source: RefSeq, a predicted model, not a curated record
CAGGGCCGAGCGCCUGCGGGAGCCGAGCGCAGCCGAGGGCGGAGCGGGACGGUGCCGAGAGGAAUUGAGUCCAGGCCUCUGCAGGAUGGACCUUGGAGCAGCUCUACUGCCCGCCCCUCCGCUGGCUGCGUGACACAGACAAAUCUUCAUUAGACUCAUCGUUAGGAAAAAAGCUAGCCAGGAACCCACACGCAUUCUGAGGAUUUACCGAGUCAACCCACAGACACCCAGCCCAGUGUCCAGCUUUCGGCUGCAGCUUCCACAGGUCAGCUAUUGUGAAGAGAGCACGGGACGCUUAAUUCUUCAGGGAGGUCAGGCCCCGCGGCACCCAAGUGCCGGGUGGGGGUGGAACGUUUCGGGUGCGUCUCGACCUCCCCUGUGCCCGCCCCCAAGCCUGCGGAUUCGCUUUCGGUUGGGCAAGCCGUGGGUCCGGGGACGCUGACUCUUGACCAGCAGCAGAUGUCGCUGCCCUCCCCUGGUACCCAGCUGCGCUUGCAGCUGGUUCUCACUUGCAACUACUAAGGAGAAAUGGCCGGGACGGGGAAACACAGCGACCCGGUGCACGGGCAGCGAAAUCUCUUCACCGCUUUCACCUGAAGUUCCAAGGCGGCUUAGCUCCCUCUCCUGACAUCCCUGUCGCUCAGGCGGAUCUCCGCCCCCUAACCCCACCCCCGAGGCUGCUCCGCCCCUCCGGCAGGGCGAGGCCCGGAUUGGACAGCUCCGGGGGUGGGCGUGGCCGAUGGGAGCGCCGGGACCUCAGGAGCACCGCGGUGGUCUCGGAGGCUAGAGGAUACUGGGGGACGUGCGAGGGGUCCCAGCAGGUGGUUCCCGUCGCCGCGUUUGAGAUUCGAACCUGAGACCGAAGCCGGAGCCCUCCACCGGGAAGGAGCGCGGAGAGGGCGGGAUUUCCGCCGGGAGGGAUCCGGCCGCUCAGGGGGUGGGGCUUCCCCGACAGGGCUGCGCUUCCCGCGUGCGGGGCCGGGUGCCGUGGGUCCCUGCAGACGGCCUCCGCGCCCGCCCCCGGACGGCCAAGGAUGACCACGCUCACGCGCCAAGACCUCAACUUUGGCCAAGUGGUGGCCGACGUGCUCUCCGAGUUCCUGGAAGUGGCCGUGCACCUGAUCCUCUAUGUGCGCGAGGUCUACCCGGUGGGCAUCUUCCAGAAGCGCAAGAAGUACAACGUGCCGGUUCAGAUGUCCUGUCACCCGGAGCUGAACCAGUAUAUCCAGGACACACUUCACUGCGUCAAACCACUCCUGGAGAAGAAUGAUGUGGAGAAGGUGGUGGUGGUGAUUUUGGAUAAGGAACACCGCCCAGUGGAGAAGUUUGUCUUUGAGAUCACUCAGCCGCCCUUGCUGUCCAUCAGUUCAGACUCCCUCCUGUCUCACGUGGAGCAGCUGCUGCGAGCCUUCAUCCUGAAGAUCAGUGUAUGUGACGCUGUCCUGGACCACAACCCUCCAGGCUGCACGUUUACAGUCCUUGUGCACACAAGAGAAGCUGCCACUCGAAACAUGGAGAAGAUACAGGUCAUCAAGGACUUCCCAUGGAUCCUGGCAGACGAACAGGACGUUCACAUGCAUGACCCUCGGCUGAUACCCCUAAAAACCAUGACAUCAGACAUUUUAAAGAUGCAGCUCUAUGUGGAAGAGCGAGCUCAUAAAAACAGCUGAGGGAGCGCCUACCCCAUGAUGUCCAGCUGUUCCACUCGGGCCCCUGCCCAGGGAGGUGCUGCAGGGCCCCGACUCCAAGUGCUCUUACCGCCUUGACAUGUGGCCGCCCCUCUGGUUGGGCUCCUCAGCCCUGCUUGCCUUCAUGAGGCAGCCUUCCCAGGAGGCUUAGGAAGGAUGCCAGGACAGUUGUCACUUCUCAGCAGCCUCCUGGGGCUCAGCUGGCUAACACUGUCCAUCUGAAAUACUGUGCCGUGAGUUAUUGUUAAUAAAGAGCCCCCAAGGGCUGACUGCAUUGUCA